UGGAUUAAAAGGACACGAUUUGGCUGAUUUGAGGCCUUCAGGAGCGCGACGGCCAGUAAAAAAUUCGUCGCGCGUUGAAAUCGACAAUCAUUGUAUCAAGUUAGCUGUGAUUUUCACGAAGUCGAAUUUGCGUAUUAAAUGCGAGUUUUUCUGGUGCAAAAUUUGCAUUUCCGAUGACUCACCUGCAUUGUUCUAACUAAUGGGAUUUCGGUGUAAUGCGACCUUCACAGGUGUUUAUGUUUGAGCUGUCACCGUUGUGUCACAAUUAAAAACGAACAGCUUUUAUCUUUUAAUUCCUUAUGUUGCGUAGUUUUGAUUAAGAGACUUUCGUAAUUGUUCAGCAAGAAUCCCGUCCACUGGAAAAUGUCAAAAAAAUUCGAAACGUCAUGAACAAGAUGGGCACCAAAGACUACAAAUAUGGUAUAUUCAUUCAAAAUGACCUGAUCAACGAAAUGAAGGCAGGUCAACAUCAACGAACGGCCCUUUUGGGCCAGAUUGUGAAAAUCGAAGCCAUCCUCGGGAGCGGUAAAAUGUCAAUUCGUUUUCUUAAGGACGGGGAGACGUGGGAGAGCACGACUUUCUGUUGUCGACAACAAAGCAUUGUGGAAGUCCACGAGAAGCUCUGGCAAUAUUUGUACGCGGUGACGUCGCCGCAAGAACGCGUCAAGUUAGCGAAAAAUAAAGAGCGCUGUGACAAGCUGAGUAACAUCACGAAAGACAUCACUGUGGGGUUCACGGACACCGAUGGCGUCCAGUUGGGGACGACCAGGUUUCUGGGGAAAGUGCACGGAGUGGGACACUGCGUAGGAAUCAAAUUACACCAAAAGAAAAAAGACAACAAGUGUGAUGGCUCCUGUGCCGGCAUUCAGUACUUCCAGUGCUUACCUGGGUACGGGGUUUUCACGACAAUCGACCGAAUCGUCCUCCAAAAUAGUCCUCUCAUCACGAACAAAGAGGCUCCCAAAGACAGCGAGUUAGAGCGAUGUUUAGAAAAAAACGUCUCCAAUUUUUCUAAACCGAAAUACGAAGAAAUCGUUACGAAAUUUGGCGAGUAUGAUCAAAAAGUGAACGUCUCUCCAAAGAACUCCACUCAAUUGAGGAGCUCGCUCUCGUUGCAAAAUAUCCUAGACGCCGAAAGUUUGACUGCCAAUUCGAAUAACGAUUUUGAUCAAAAUUCGAUCAUCCAGCCUGACAGGUCCCAGCUUCUUAACGAAAAAAAGGCGAAAAUGAAAUCGGAGAUGGACUUGAGCGAUAUUAUAGGGACUUCCUGGCACGGGGCUACGGACGCUAAAGAGUUGGAGAAGUUCUCGAAUUUGAAUAAAACUCUAGACAGAGGCGAACACGAGAAGAACGGCUACAGGGAGAGCAGCAGAAGCAACAGGAACAAAAGCGUGAAUAUUUUGUCACACUUUUACGACAGUACUUUACCUAAAAGGAACAAAGUUAGUCAGGCCUCGGCGAAAUUCUACGACACGACCCUCCCCAGAGCCGUCAACGGUGUCAAGAACGGCCAUUCCUCGACCCAGGAAGACACGAAACAAAUUAACGAAAAAAGUGAGAAGCAAGCGACCGCAUCGGCUGCGCAAAACCUCUCCGAUAAACCCAAGUAUCAUACGCCUAAACCGGGCACCAGCAAAGACUUAACGCUCGGGAGUUUAGUCGAGGUUUCCAACGACGUGACCGACCAGCCCCUUUAUGGCGUCGUCAAGUGGAUGGGGGCUGAGAACGGCACGAAUUUCGUGCUAGUGGGGGUCGAACUCGAAGAGGAACACAACGAUCUGCCUUUGACACUCACCGAUGGCACCCACAACGGGGACAGGUACUUCAAGUGCGCGGAGAACAGGGCGCUUUUCGUUCCCUUGGAUCAGUGCCACCAGGACUCCAGGUUCCAGGACGGGCUCCCGACGCCGGUGCACCAGGCGGCAGAACCAAAUUUCCAAGCUGUAAGAAACAAUAGAACAGAGUUACGAUCGAUUUCAAUGAUGGAAUGUCCGGUGAUAGAGGGCGCUGUGGCGCCCCUCUGCAUGCCCACCGAAGAGGACGUCGAAGCCGUCUGCGGCAAAUUCCGUGGCAUCCAAGGCCACCACAACUCCUGUUACCUCGACGUCACUCUCUUCUCUAUGUUUACCUACACGGCAGUAUUCGACAGUUUAUUGUUUCGACCGAAAGGACCAAGAGACAUCCACGAAUACAACGAGGUUCAAAGGGUUUUGCGCGAAGAGAUCGUCAACCCUCUCCGUAAAAACCUCUUCGUCCGAGCCGACCACGUGAUGCGUUUGAGGCGCUUAUUAGAUAAACUAAGUUCGGUGUCUGGUCUAACCAGCGAGGAGAAGGAUCCAGAGGAGUUUCUGAAUUCGCUUCUGGCACAAAUACUCAAGGCUGAACCCUUUUUGAAGUUGAAUUCGGGCCAGGAGGCGUUCUAUUACCAGCUGUUCGUGGAAAAGGACGCGGAUUUGACGUUACCGACGGUGCAGCAGCUGUUCGAGCAGAGUUUCCUCACCAGCAAUAUCAAACUGAAGGAAGUCCCGUCGUGUCUCAUCAUCCAGAUGCCCAGGUUCGGAAAGAACUACAAGAUGUAUCCCAGGAUUUUGCCGUCGCAGCUUUUGGAUGUCACUGACGUCAUACAGGGUUCUCCUCGUCAGUGUAUUGUUUGCGGCAAGUUGGCUAGGUGGGAGUGCCAGGAGUGCUUCGACGACUGCAGCAACGCGGGUUUGGAAAGUACGGCGUUCUGCUCCAAGUGCUUGGAAACUGCUCACCGACACGAACGUAGGGCCCACCACAGACCCGUGCAGCUGGAAGUGUGCGACGAUUUCUCUAUGUUGGAAGAUCACUGUCGCCCUCCUCGACUUUUUAUGGAACUAUUUGCUGUGAUUUGUAUCGAAACUUCGCACUACGUGGCUUUCGUCAAAUGUGGGGUCGGGCACGAGGCUCCCUGGUGCUUUUUCGACUCGAUGGCGGAUCGAAAAGGGGAGAAAAACGGUUAUAAUAUACCGGAAAUGGUGGCUUGCCCCGACAUCUCGCGAUGGUUAUCCGACGAGAGGAUCUGUCGCCAGUUGCACGAAGACUUCCCGCAGGAUCGACACUUACCUGAACAUGCUCGCAGAUUGUUAUGUGAUGCAUAUAUUUGUAUGUACCAAAGCUCCGACGUCAUGAUGUACAGAUAGAUUGUAAAUUUAAAACGACUGAUUUUUACUAGAAUUAUUUAUUUCUGUUAUAGAACUUACUUUACUUUGUUACAAAACUUAUAUUAUUUAAGAAUUAAAAGUAUAAUGCUUGUUAUCUUCAGUAUUGUUAACUAUAUCACUUUGUUAUUUUCGUCGUAAAGUAGAGUGGAAGUGUCAUGACAAUGUGCCUUGCCUGCUGAUUUGCUAACAAUCGUAAAUGGCAAAACCAAACGCACGUCGGCUUUUUCUAAAUCAAAUACAAAGUGAUAUGGCAUUUAUUAAAACGCGAUCCCUUGGAUCGGUACGAUUUUCAUGCUAACAAAAAUCGUACUGGCUCAAAUAACCCCACCACGUGAAUAUUCACUCAUUUGAAUCUAUAAAAUAGAACUUACUGGAGUAUUUUUUGUAGAAAGUUUAUUUUUAUUGUUAAAAAGGUCAGAGGGACGAAAUAAAUCCUAGCAAUCA
Messenger RNA from Zophobas morio, 3629 nucleotides. It is a transcript of the gene CYLD, whose product is annotated as ubiquitin carboxyl-terminal hydrolase CYLD. The record is from RefSeq and is a predicted model, not a curated record. The transcript has 7 exons. Lineage: Eukaryota; Metazoa; Arthropoda; Insecta; Coleoptera; Tenebrionidae. Gene Ontology annotation, cellular component: cytosol. Gene Ontology annotation, molecular function: K63-linked deubiquitinase activity; cysteine-type deubiquitinase activity. The coding region runs from base 387 to 3164 and encodes 925 amino acids. Gene Ontology annotation, biological process: protein K63-linked deubiquitination.